Molecule: messenger RNA, 1117 nt
Organism: Paramacrobiotus metropolitanus
Lineage: Eukaryota; Metazoa; Tardigrada; Eutardigrada; Parachela; Macrobiotidae
Product: U1 small nuclear ribonucleoprotein A-like
Exons: 2
Coding region: 211-882 (223 amino acids)
Biological process (GO): mRNA splicing, via spliceosome
Cellular component (GO): U1 snRNP
Molecular function (GO): U1 snRNA binding
Source: RefSeq, a predicted model, not a curated record
UGGCAACAACGUUUGCUUUGCGAAUUUUUUGUUUUGGUCCAUUUUUCAGUUUUUGCCAGGUUUGUGCAAAAUAAAUUUAUUUUCCGUAGAAGUACAUAAUCACACUCGGGUAAACUACAAAGUUACUAGAGUAGUUAUUUUGUUAGAUGUAACGCAUAUUCUGCUGACUUUCCAUCGAACGCGUAAUCGGAGAAAAGUGCUGCAUGUGUCAUGGAUCCAACUGCAACACAGCUGCCUUCUCCCAACAACACUCUGUACUUAAAUAACCUGAACGAAAAACUGAAAAGGAAGCGUCUUCAGGAAUCGCUCCAUGCCGUAUUUAAGCAGUUUGGCGAAAUUUUGGCCAUUCAGUGUUGGCCGAAGUCCCUGUCUCGCAAGGGACAGGCUUGGGUGAUCUUCCGCGAUGUGCCAUCCGCUGUCAAAGCCCUGACGUCCAUGCAGGGCUUCCCUUUCUACGACAAGCCCAUGCGUAUUCAGUUUGCCCGCGCUGAUUCUGACAUGGUUACCCGUGCACGCGGAACGUACGUGCCGCGGCCUAAGAAGAAGGCCGGGGAAAAAGCCAAGAAGCCCAAGCCCAUGGCCGCCCCCGUGGGGGUGGAAGUGCGACCGGCGCCUAUCAACCCCGAGAACAUUCCCGACAAUCAGCCACCGCACAAUAUUCUUUUUGUUACCAAUCUGCCCACUGAUUCGGGAGAGGAGCUCCUUAAUCAGCUGUUUCAACAGUUUACUGGUUUCCGUGAAGUGCGCAUGGUGCCCAGUCGACCGGAUAUCGCCUUUGUGGAAUACGAGACGGAGAUGCAUGCCAGUGUGGCAAAGGAAAAUCUUCAGGGAUUCAAAGUGACACCGACUCAUAAAAUCAAGAUUGUGUAUGCCAAGAAAUGAUGCGGUCUAUUUCGUGUAUUUCUGUCAUUAGGGAGCAUGGGACUGUUGUCGCUUCUGGAGUUUUCUUACUGACCGUAGGACUAACAGUUGUAAGUAUUCAUCAUGUUCAGUAACUGGAAGUUACUUAUCCAUUUUUUUCUACUUCUUUGUUUCCAACUUUCACCAGUUGAUUGUGAGUACAUAGGAGCGCGACGAAGAAUCUGUUACUCUUAUUAAAUCGGAAAUGUCCCUGAAA